This is a messenger RNA of Suillus subalutaceus, 1161 nucleotides long. RefSeq lists its product as uncharacterized. Lineage: Eukaryota; Fungi; Basidiomycota; Agaricomycetes; Boletales; Suillaceae. The transcript has 3 exons. The record is from RefSeq and is a predicted model, not a curated record. Gene Ontology annotation, molecular function: metal ion binding. Bases 35 to 1006 code for a protein of 323 amino acids.
CUUACUAGGAUCUUCAUCGACUUCAUCAUCGACGAUGGCGACAAAACGCAAAAAUUCAGAAGCGAUAGAUCUGACGACGUCUUCUACAUCGUCUAUGUUGUUACCGGCGCCAUCUACUAGUAGAAACCGUCUUCCGCGCUCUGCUACCAGUUCCAGGAGUAGCUCACAGGCUUCUCGUUCACAGAGUGGCGGACCAAGAUCAAGCGAAGAUACGACAUUGCUACCAGAUCAUGCAGAAGAAAGACUCUCGCAUCACAGGAGAAAGAGACGCAGAAUUGAUGUCAAUAGCGAAGAGCAGAACGACGUGCACCAGCUCUAUGAAGCACGUCCGAGUCUGCUCUCCAAUCUCCCAGAGAACAAUGUCUUAGAGGCAAGCACCUCGUCACAGGUCGCAUCAAGCUCACUGCUGUCGACCGAGGAACUAGAACUUGUUGACCAACCACCGCCCACCCAAGAGUCAGUAGCAUCCCAGGAUUACUCAGAUGCUACAGAUGCAGGAGCUGAAAUUGACAUCGUGGAUCAAAGGGGAACAUCUCCAUUAGUCUCCGAAAUUACCAGUGUCCCUGCAGACGACGUAGUCGUGGUUAGCCCUACGUUGUCACCGCAUCGAACUCUGCCUUCGCUGCGCCCAAUUGUCAUCGAUGAUCCCAUUUCCCUAGAGAUGACGGGUGUAUUCACACCCGAACCAACUACAAGUCAGAAUCCUUAUGUUUCUCCCCUGAACGCCACAUCUUCCUCAUCGUCCGCGCCGGAGCCACUAUCCGCUUAUACAUGUCCCAUUUGCUUCUCACCUCCAACUAACGCAACUCUGACACCUUGCGGUCACAUUUGCUGUGGAGCAUGCCUCUUUGCUGCUGUCAAAUCCACAGUGAAGCGGAACAUGGUGAUCGCUAUGGACAGAGCCCCUGUUCCAAGAUGUCCCGUUUGCCGCGCCGAAAUACCUGGGUGGGAUGGACGAGGGGGAGGGGUGGUUGGGUUAAAAGUGGAGGUGGUUUUUUCUCUUUGAAUUUGAGCACGCCUCGUGUGAUGUGAUGUACACAUGCAUAUGUUAUAUUGACCAUGCUUGAGACACAAGAGCUUCUGGUCGAGGCAAUAUAAUUCCAAUAACGACCUUCUAGAAAUCACGUAGCAGUGCAAUCAUAGCUAUCCCUUUCCGAGUCA